Molecule: messenger RNA, 1602 nt
Organism: Colletotrichum destructivum
Lineage: Eukaryota; Fungi; Ascomycota; Sordariomycetes; Glomerellales; Glomerellaceae
Exons: 2
Coding region: 88-963 (291 amino acids)
Source: RefSeq, a predicted model, not a curated record
GACGUAUAAUGUUGGCGGUCAAACCCCGGGAAUUCUUCCCAGGAGCGAACCGCGCGGCCCGGAGUAGCACUGCGGGAUGCUGGUGGGAUGUGGGGCCGGCGCCAACUGGGAAAAUCGCCGCUCACUCACCGUAGCACCUCCGACUUUACUUCCGUGGAGCUCCCUCACACACACACACACACACACAUAUAUAUAUAUAUACACUGCAAAUCACCAUUACGGCAUCAAACCCUCGAUUGGUCAAACCUCCCACCAUACAAAGUGAUCAUGCGAGCUGACAAUGAUGACAACGCCGCCCUGAGCGCCGACGAAGAUUUGCUACGGGACAACGAGGAGCCCUCCUCGACCGCUUUCGCCCCCCCUCCGCUCCCACAACUCACCGACGAGCCGCAGACGCUCCCGGACUCGUGCGUGAGCCUCUCUCGCCCCUUCCUGCGCGCGCUGCACGCCAUCCUCCCGCCUUCGCCGCACCUCACCCUCUCGAUCGGCAGCGGCACCGGCCUCGUCGAGGCGCUGCUGCACGGCAUCGCGCCGCCGCCCAACCUCGUCAGCGUCGAGGUCGCGCCCAGCCCGAACAGGUACCAUGCGGCGCACCGCACCGUCCCAGGGACCUGGGCCCUCGAGCCCCUCGCCGCGCGGGCGAGGGCUUGGGUGUUUGUGUACCCGAAGCAGGUGGCGCUCGUGAAGGCGUACGUGGAGGCGUUUCUCAGCCGUCGGGACGCGGAGGCGGAGGUGGAGGUUGUGGUUUACGUCGGGCCGAGGAUGGAUUGGGACGAUUUCCGGGGUGCUUUGGUGGAGGCGGGCGUCGCAGGCGAGGUCGAGGUCGAGGUUUGGGGGGAGGAGAGGAUGGAGGCUGUUGGGGGGAGGGCAUGGGAGUGUGUUGCUGUCGUGAGGCCGAGAGGGAGGUCUGCUCCCGAGGUCGUGAGGGUGCGGCAGAAUUCUUUCCACGUUGAUGAGCGUUGAAAGUUCCAAGGUCAGCAUUUCCGCGGCAUCACGACCUCACGGAGUGUCUUAAUGGGGCGGCCGAAAUGGGACGGCCUGAUGCCCUUCGGCGUUACAUGCUUGCAUACAGGCCCCAAAGGACGCCAGCACAUAUCCAUCGACCAUCAAAUCGGGGUGGUGGGGUCCGGUGUCAAGCCCACGAGAUGACGACGACGACGACGACGACGACGACGACGACGACGGAAUAGCGACUUGGCCCGUCGAAAGGCUGUCCAACUCGGGUACAUCAAGAUCAGGGAGCCAUCCCGCUUCCAUAAGUCCACAGGGGGUGGAGAGGAAAGAAAUCCCAGAAGUGCAAAACGUAUUCGGACAGCUUGUUCACGAAAGGGGUCCGGUUCUGACCCAUAAUGCACCGUCUGAGACCAGCGUUGUGAGUGGCGCAGAUAGAAAAAGGGGCAUCGUGCCGUCAAAAGUACUGGGAAGGAAUUAUAUUGCUGUGAGGGGCUUGUUACGAGUAUCCUCUCAUUUGGCAACAAAGAGCACUCCCUAGGUUUAACAGGCUGUACGUCGCAAGGAUUCGGAUUCGGUAAUCAUGUCUAGAUAUUUGUGAGACGGGCAACGCAAGAAAUGCUAAGCUAUGCCAAUGAAGAUGAAAACCGC